AUGAGGAAUGGAAAAUCACAGGUGGAUUUGUCCCUGCAUAAUAACCAGCCCACGCUCAAUACUUCUACAGGCUUGAAUAUCCAGGCCCUGGACACUUGCUCAGAGGGACUCAGAAAAAUUCCAAUAUCCAAUCAGCCUAAGGAUGUUCAAAAACCAGUGAAGCCAGCUGAUAAAGUUUGCACUGACACCAGCUGUCAGCCUCUGGACUACACAGGCCCAGAUUGGUUUCAGUUUGAUGACAAAGGGAUGAUUCUGCCUCACAGCAUCUUAGGAAGUUUGGAGGAGUUUAGAAACUACCUUGAGGCCAAAGGAGAGACAGAACUGCUGAAACGAAUACCAAAGGAACAGAGUGAUCACUUUUUUAAAACCUCAGGAAAACGAGGGAAUGUUGAGGAUGAGCUUAAGAUUCCUUCAGGCCAGAGAAAUACUCAAGCUAAUGCCUUGGAGCACUGGCAGGUGCAUAUGAGGCAGCGCAGACAGCAGCAGGAUUUUUUAUCUGGCUUACUGCACAGGCCAGUUGAAAAUCUACUGAUGAAUCAAGCUAACAGUUUCAGACAAACUCAGGAGCAGAGGGAAGCCACGCCUCUCAUCCACUCUGGAUAUGGUUAUCGCGUUUGUAGCGAGUUUUGGAGUCUUCCCCAGCGUUAUGGGGAUGAAAUGAGUGGCAUCACAGCUACACUGACUAAAACAGAGCAGGGCAUACGGGAACCCGUCACAUGGAUCGGACAGCCACGCAGCAUUCAUCAGGAAUCAGGACUCAUUCACAGUGAUACAGUGCGUCCUGCAUCUCGGACUUGGGACAAGAAAGCAUACCCGAAGCACCAAUGCCAAGAGUAUGGUGAAGUUGUACAGAACAUGGACAUCAAAAAACCGGACAUAGAAAGACUGGAGGUAAUUGGCUGUGGUAAGCCACAUUGCAGCCCCAUAGUGAACAAGGAAAAAGAGGACAAGCAGCAAAAGGAGAAGGAGAAACUUGAUCUGCAGACAGACGAUGAUGUUCAGCCAGAGGUUAUGCAUAUUCCAGCCUUGAGGUUCUGUGGUAAGCUUGCUACCUGGACUGGAAACUCUACCACACAUCAGGGAGAGGUGGGAAUCAGUGCCAGAAUGUUCUUUGAGUCCCUGACGGGACAAAUAAGUGUGUCCAACAUGGAGCUGCACAAUGAGGGAAGCACAGCCAUCUUCUACAACUGGCAGCAGAUUCCACUGCCACAAUACCUUCCCCACUUGCUGUCAAAAAAGAGGAAGAGGACGUAUUUCUACUUCAACCCCUCCCCUGGUGUAAUCAGUCCAGGUGAAACCCAGAAAGUGGAGAUAAUUUUUAAGUCAGAGGAACCUGGUGUAAAAACUGAAUUGUGGCAACUGAAUACCCAUCCUCUGCUGCUACAAGGAGCCUCCAUACAGGUUACAAUGAGAGGAGUGGCACUAUAUGAGGACAAAUAUGAAGAAGAGAGGCUGCUGUUUGAGAGGAGGCUAGAAAAGAUUGUAACGGAAAAAAUAUGUCGGUCAAUUGUGGAAGAGAUAGUGCAAGGCAUUCACACCCCUGAGAGACCCAGUUCUCCUGCAGAGCUCUACAAGACCGAAGAGCAAGAAUUUCUGUGCAAAAAUCCCAAGAUGCAGUACUCUGAGCAGCCUGUGGAUGGCCUAAAGAGUCUAUGGCAGGCAGCAAACCCAGGAGCCUCCUGGGAUCUCUGUGUCAAUACAUUACGGCAGGUUUUACUGGAUCUACCUGAUGAUGAGUCAACUCACACCUCCCUCAACAGAGAGAAGGGUCUGGCCCAGCUUAACUCCCUCAUUCUACAGCUUUCAGAGCCUUUACCCAAGUAUCACCCUCCGACAGUAGUAACUCUAUGGAAGCAGCUGUGGAGGAAACAGCUGGACACGAUGGAAACUGAGGCUGUGCACUUGAGACGCCUGCUGGGUCUCUCAGAGAAGGACACAUGGAUGGACAAAAAGGAUGAAUCCAUAAUAUCAGACUCUGAUAUGGCCGACAGUACAAGUAAAACUGACAAGAGUGACAAAAAGCGAGGAACACCUGUUAAGGAGGGAAGGAGCAUGGCAAGAUCCAGAGUCAAGGAUGACAGCAAAGGAGAAUCCAAGUCAACUGAGGAGAUCAGAAAGAAGGGACACAGUGAGGAAAAACGAGGAAAAGAUACAGGCUCAGUAACAGAUGUACAUCACCAGAGCAUGAUUCAACAGUGCUCUGAUGACCAAAGUGUAGAUUCAAAGAUGAAGGACAUUUACCCAAGACUCCUGCGCCAAAAGGUGUAUGCACUGAUAGAAGAGCUGAUGGACAAUCUGUGUGACCUGUAUGAUGAGCCUUAACCCUUAAAGACCUAAACAGUCACUGGAAACCA
Sphaeramia orbicularis (orbiculate cardinalfish) is the source of this 2354-nucleotide messenger RNA. It is a transcript of the gene mycbpap, whose product is annotated as mycbp associated protein. The record is from RefSeq and is a predicted model, not a curated record. NCBI's taxonomy places the organism in Eukaryota, Metazoa, Chordata, Actinopteri, Kurtiformes, Apogonidae. The coding region runs from base 1 to 2322 and encodes 773 amino acids. The transcript has 18 exons.